AUGUCUUCCUCAACCUCUACUACUAUCGAUUAUGCCAAUCUAGCUACACCCCCCAAAGCCGUUGCGGAUUUCUGUUUGAUUCCUAUCGGUACCCCUACAGCCUCAGUAUCAAAUGAAGUUGCUGCUGUUCAGCGAUUGAUGAAAGCUAGCGGGUUAAAUUAUAGUAUGCAUUCGGCGGGGACUACUGUUGAAGGCUCCUGGGAUCAAGUAAUGCGCCUCAUAGGACAAGCGCACACCCUCGUACAUGAAAAUGGAGUUUUGCGCGUGCAGACCGAUAUUCGGGCUGGGACACGGACGGAUAAAAAUCAACCUUUCGCAGAGAAAGUGAAGAAGGUGGAGAGUAUACUUGCAGGGGAUAGAGAGGAGGGAAAGAACUGA
Molecule: messenger RNA, 378 nt
Organism: Sclerotinia borealis F-4128
Lineage: Eukaryota; Fungi; Ascomycota; Leotiomycetes; Helotiales; Sclerotiniaceae
Source: the annotation of a GenBank genome assembly